AUGAUUACACUCCUCUCUCCGCACUAUGUGCUUCAAGAAGUCACCGAAGACGAUAUAGUUAUCGCCUCACUUGCCUGGGGCUUCACAAUUGGCUUCGGCUGGCUCACAACCUGGACUGCUAUGAAGCAAACUAAGCAUAUUUACGAGAGGCAUCGCCUUAGCAUAUUCCGUAACGCUUAUGUCUGGAUGAUAUGGCUGGAGAUUCUUGUCUGCCUCAUCUUCAGCAUUAUCUGUUGGUUACACUUGAAAGGCUAUAUACCCCCUAGUUUUGCAUUCUAUUUUGCUAUUCUUACCACAUGGGCCCUUCAAGUCCAAUUCCUCCUCCAAAUUAUUAUUAACCGUUGUUCCAUCCUUCUUACGGAUAAAAAACACGCCUACCGUCUCAAAGUCGGUGUUGCAGUUUUAAUUACCGCCGUAAAUAUUUCGGUCUACAACAUUUGGAUUCCCGCUCGUCUACAAAUUUCAGAGAGAUAUAUCUGGAUCAACGAGUGGUGGGACCGUGUUGAGAAGGCGAUCUAUCUGAUUGUCGACGGAGCACUGAACUUCUAUUUCAUCAGAAUCGUUCAACGCAACUUAGUAAUGCGCGGCCUGACAAAGUACAGAAGUCUCGUAAAAUUCAAUAUGUGUAUCGUUGGAUUCUCUCUUAGCAUGGACGUUCUCAUCAUUUCCAUGAUGAGUUUACACAACACAUUCGUUUACAUGCAGUUCCAUCCUUUUGCCUAUAUUGUCAAGCUCAAGAUCGAGAUGUCCAUGGCUGAUCUAAUAAGCAAGGUUGCUAGGAAACGCGACUGUGGCGUCGUCUCCGAGGGUAAUUUCAGCAAUGCCGAGGAAGGACGUGCUAGACUCCCAAACAAAAGCUUCGCUUCUGUCAGCAGGAAUCAAAGGACGUUGGUAGAGGAGAUUGACGACGUAUCAGAUGCAGUUUCUAUUGAGCUUCAGGAAGUGGCAAAUGGGACAACUGGCGUCAACUGUCAGCAAGAGACGAUGAGCGACGCCGAUAAGUUUGCCAGCCGAUAUUCGUGUUCAGAUUUGCAAGUGGGGACAGCUGUUUAUACUACACGAGAAAUUCACAUAGACGCCGAGCGGACGCCAAGCAGCCAUGGGGCAGGUAGUGUCGCCAGCUUCCGUGAGAACGGAUUUGCAAGCAAGGAGGACGAUGAUACCAGACCGCUGAGGGACAAUCAGCAUGGCGGCCAGGAGGCAAUAGGUCUUUCUAUAAAUAUCCCGGCCAGCAAGAGGUGUAGCAUUCGCUCGCCCCCUCCUUCUUGGAAGAGGGCCCAAUAG
Messenger RNA from Fusarium oxysporum Fo47, 1284 nucleotides. RefSeq lists its product as uncharacterized. The transcript is spliced from 5 exons. The record is from RefSeq and is a predicted model, not a curated record. NCBI's taxonomy places the organism in Eukaryota, Fungi, Ascomycota, Sordariomycetes, Hypocreales, Nectriaceae. Bases 1 to 1284 code for a protein of 427 amino acids.